Desarmillaria tabescens is the source of this 345-nucleotide messenger RNA. RefSeq lists its product as uncharacterized. The annotation marks the transcript as partial. Lineage: Eukaryota; Fungi; Basidiomycota; Agaricomycetes; Agaricales; Physalacriaceae. The record is from RefSeq and is a predicted model, not a curated record. Gene Ontology annotation, molecular function: nucleic acid binding. The transcript has a single exon.
CACACUGUCUUUGAAUCAGUACUAAUAGGUGCAAUACUGGCCCUGGACAUCAUCAAGAGCACCGCGAGUCUGGUUAAAGCUACCAUCCUCAUAGAUUCCCAAGCAGCCAUCCUCGCUCUCCAGUCUAGUCAGACAACAUCAGGACGCUACCUAGUCGACGAAUUCCACCGCCAGGUGCGCCUACUCCAGGCAAAGAGACAAUCCCUUCGAAUACGAAUCCAAUGUGUACCAGAUCACAUCGAUGUCCACAAAAACAAAAUGGUCGACGCGGAAGCAAAACUAGCAGCACAAAGAUCCUCGUUCCCCCUCUUUGACAACCAUACCAUACUCACCACCACGCAGUAA